Messenger RNA from Cooperia oncophora, 411 nucleotides. The record is from the annotation of a GenBank genome assembly. Lineage: Eukaryota; Metazoa; Nematoda; Chromadorea; Rhabditida; Trichostrongylidae.
AUGCGACGGCAUAUGGACCCGGAUAUUCGGUUAUGUGCACUGUAUGAGUUUAAACUGAGGCACAGUUAUCGUGUGGCUUGCGACAAUUUGAUACGAGCAUAUGGUGCCGACGCGGUGUCCAUACACACCGUUAAAAAGUGGUUUCGGAGGUUUCGAGCUGGCAACGAGAACACGAAUCAUACGCCACCGUCUUCAGUGGUGAAUGAUGUGGAAUUGAAACGAAUGAUGGACGAAAAUCCCGAUAUGGCAAUGCGUGAUCUGGCACGAUACUUUGGCGUCACGUAUCAGACGAUCAAAACUCAUAUUACUUCGAUUUCCGAAGGAAAGUUCAGGAAAUACGCUGGAGAUAAGCCGAAUCCCUACCGCAAGAGGAAAAAAUUAUCAUCAGCGCGGAAUGAUGACAUUGAUAGU